UUUUGAUUUGAUUUUAAGUAAACACACGAAAUUUUUCCAUUACUUUUCUAUUUGACAAGUUGCUUGCUUGCUCCAAAUUCAAUCUUAAAUGAAUGGAGCCCCCACACAUGGUUAGUCAAACGGAUUUCGCUCUUGCUUUGUAAAAUCGAAAAAUUUCACGUUUUUACUUUAUGAAAAUAGUAAACAUUAUUUUAAAUUAAUAUUUUCGUCAUAAAAAGCAGUUGUCAUUUUUUGGCCGAUUUUUGGAAAUAUGAUUUAUCUGCCCCCCUCUUCGCCGUUCUGUUCCAGCCAAGUAGGGAAGCCUGGUUGCGUAUUUUACCAAUUUUUAACAUAGCAGUGAAUUGAUUCCCAAUUUGCUUGCCUAGCAAAUAAGUUACCUCUCAAUGCUAAAAUUAUCACUCAUCAAAAGUAUUAUAUAUGCUCCGCAUAAAAUGAUAAGUAUUUAUGUAUAAUGAUAAGAUAAAUAAAUCCAACUCAAACCGAGCAGUGCAAAUCCAACAUAAGGUACAUAUCUGUACCACCAAGUAAAAAUAAUUGGCAGUAAUUAAUUAAAUAUUUGCAACAUGAAAUUAAUCUUCCUUCUACCCACUCUAAUCGUGGGGUGUGUCGCGGUACAAAAUUCUAUCACGAUUUACAACUCGACCGAUCAGCAAGGUGAGAGUAUCACGUUUACCGAAAAAUUGGCGGAUUUGUCGCCAUGGCGUAGCUUUCUGGAUUCGGCACAAUCAUUCUGUGCGACAGGAGUUUGGAUGCUCUACAACCAGCGGAAUUUCGAAGUCAGUCAAUUCUGGUUUGAAAACAAGUGUGGAAACUAUCUCCGUUUCCAUCUCGGAAAUUCGAUCCGAUUUCCCGGCUUAUCGGACACCGACGCCGCGUCGACCCUUUCAUUCUUCAAUGGGACGUUUCUAUCGCCAUGGAGUGGGCUGGAAAAAUUGGUCGUGGCGGAUUCCGACUCCGCCGUGGGAUUCGCGGCGACCUGGAUCAUGGUGAUGGGAUCGUCCAACUGGACGCUGUACUCGGCCGAAAAUUUCCAGGGGGAGGAGACCUGCAUUUUUGAAAAGGAUGGUGGAGCUCGUGGGUGGUACGAGUUGGACACGCGGGGCCGACAAGUUAAUUCGGUGCGGCGUGGGUGCAACUAAAUUUUUAAGAAGGCAUGAUUUUUGCAAAUAAAUUGUUUUAUUUUGCAAUUUUUGCGAAAAUAAUAGAGAAAUUUGCUAUUUUUCUCAAAUAUUUGUCCCCCCUUGGUUAUGCUGCAUACUUGAUUAAUUUUUAAAUGCACGUAUGUAAAUGUCAUGUCCUAAAUUGUUCACUAAUUACUUAAAUAUGUGAUUUUAUUACUCAAUGCUUAAAAUGUAAAUAUUUUCAAAUAUUGCAGAAAUUUCCAUAUCAUUUAUGUAUAUAUAGCAAAUUUUCAUAAAUAUUCUAAUUUUGACAUGAAUUUGUUAUUAAGCUCAACCAUGUUAUGCAGACAUAUUUUAGUAACUUUAAAUUUCAAAAUUA
Molecule: messenger RNA, 1500 nt
Organism: Folsomia candida
Lineage: Eukaryota; Metazoa; Arthropoda; Collembola; Entomobryomorpha; Isotomidae
Exons: 2
Coding region: 564-1139 (191 amino acids)
Source: RefSeq, a predicted model, not a curated record